GUUUGACCAAUUCUUCCAUGACAAUGUUGGUUAGUGGUGACUAAGAAUUGGUCAUACUUGGGUGCAGCUCUUGACUUGGUAGUCUUUUCUCUUAGCCAUUUCAUAUAUUUGGAAGAAGAAGAAGAUGAGGGUAGGUUUAGCAAGAAUGGCUACCCUAUUGUCCCUUCAAAUUGCAGUGCUAAUAAAUUGCUUUGUUCUGAGUUUCACAGCAUCCAACAAAUGCAUUGAUGGAGAGAGACAUGCACUCCUCAAGUUUAAGGACAAUCUUUUGGACAAGAAUGACCUUCUCUCUUCUUGGGGAAAUCAAGAAGAAGAAGAAAUGGAUUGCUGCAAUUGGGAUGGAGUAGUGUGUGAUGAAACCACAGGUCAUGUCAUCAAGCUUGAUCUUUCUUCUUUAUAUCUUUCCACAAGAGGUAUGUACCCCAGCCCUCCUCCAUUAAUGGAGUUGCAUGAUUUGAAAAGCUUGGAUCUCAGUAACAACUUGUUGGUUGGCAACACCAUCUCAUCUUUGAUUGGGACCAACAAUUAUUCAAUGAAUCUUGAACAUCUUGAUCUUUCCAACACAACACUGGAAGGCGAAAUCCCGGCGUCCGUUUUUACUUUUCCCUCUUUGAAGUCCCUGAACCUUGGAUCAAACCGUCUACACGGGAGGCUGCAUCCCAGUAUUGGCCUACUCUUGCAACUUGAGAGUUUAGAUGUUUCAGCUAACUCUUUAGGAGGGGUCAUUUCGGAAGAUCAUUUCUUGAAGCUCUCCAAACUAAGGGACUUGGAUUUCUCUUCUAACAAUCUCACUUUCAAUGUGACCUCCAACUGGGUUCCUCCUUUUCAAUUGACAACAAUAUCCCUUAGUUCUUGCAAGUUGGGCCCUGGUUUCCCAAACUGGCUGAGAACUCAAGUCAAUUAUUCAGUGCUUGAUAUUUCCUAUGCUGGAAUUUCAGAUUCAAUCCCCUCCUGGUUCUGGAACAGAUCACAACCAAACAUGUUUCAUGUCUUGAAUGCUUCUAACAACCAACUAAGGGGAAGACUUGAAAACAUUUCAAUGUCGAACAUCCCUUAUAUGGAAGUAGAUUUCAGUUUCAACCAACUGGAAGGUCCCAUUCCGGCAUCUUUCUUCAAUGUGUCCGCACUGCACCUUUCCAAGAACAAGUUCACAGAACUCGAAGAUAUAUGUGACCUUAAGGGUCGAGCUUGUUUGGUGUUUAUGGAUAUCUCAUUCAAUCAACUUUCGGGUACACUUCCGGAUUGUUGGUCUAGUUUCAACAGUUUGGCAGUUCUCAACUUGGCUCAUAACUAUCAUCUGUCGGGGAUACUUCCUACGUCCAUUGGCUCAUUGCUGUCACUCAAGGCGCUGCAUCUUGGCAACAACGAUUUUAUCGGUGGACUGCCUUCGUCCUUGAAGAACUGCUCAGAAUUGGUAGCUAUAGAUGUGGGCCACAAUAAUUUUUCAGGACCCAUACCGAGUUGGAUAGGUGAAAAUCUAGCAAACCUUGCUAUACUUGUCCUAAGAUCCAAUCACUUCAAUGGAAGCAUACCUUCAAGAGUUUGUAGUCUCCAAUCUCUUCAACUGUUGGACUUGUCCAUGAACCGUGUCUCAGGAAGUCUUCCCAAGUGCAUUGUGAUAUCACAACGCUUGUCGGGUAAAGUCCCAAAAGGCACUCAACUUCAGAGCUUUGAUGCAAGUGCAUACAUGGGGAAUCCCGGGCUUUGCGGAGAUCCACUCCCUAAACACUGUCCAGGAGAAGAACAAACCCGUCUUCCUCUUCCUCCUGGAUUCGAUGAUGAAGAAGAAGACACAGAUAAGCUUAUCGGCAAUGGGUUUUACGCAAGCAUGGGCGUUGGAUAUGCAGUUGGAUUUUUAGUUUUUUUUGGGACAACACUCUUCAACAGGUCAUGUAGGUUUGCAUAUACCCAACUCUUGGACGAUUUUGCAAGCUGGACUUGUGUUGUGGCUACCAUAUACAAGGCCAAGGUCGUCAACGCACUUGGAUGUUAACCAAGAGCUUGUAAUGCCAAGGCAAAUAAAGACCAGGAAAGAGA
Messenger RNA from Cuscuta campestris, 2037 nucleotides. The record is from the annotation of a GenBank genome assembly. Lineage: Eukaryota; Viridiplantae; Streptophyta; Magnoliopsida; Solanales; Convolvulaceae.